Dreissena polymorpha is the source of this 3303-nucleotide messenger RNA. RefSeq lists its product as uncharacterized. The record is from RefSeq and is a predicted model, not a curated record. The coding region runs from base 117 to 1940 and encodes 607 amino acids. The transcript has 11 exons. NCBI's taxonomy places the organism in Eukaryota, Metazoa, Mollusca, Bivalvia, Myida, Dreissenidae.
CGCAAAACAAUAAAUUUUAUAACAACGCUGAAAAUAAAUCAACAUUGAUGCUCACUCAAUAUUGAGGUUUAGUUAGCCUAUAUAUAUGCACACAUUGUACAGUACCAUAACAAACCAUGGGUGACAACAUAUGUGGGUUCUGUCACACUGGUGAGGAAAAUGUGAAAAUCUGUGGGCCCCUUCACAAGGAUGUUUCUGAUGGGAAAUCAAUUUGCGCUCAUCAUAAAUGCAUGCAAUAUUCAGCCUUGUUGGUUCAGUACAAGACAGAUGGGUUUGGCGGAUUUAAAAAGUCAGACGUGGCCAAGGAAAUUAGGAGGGGUGCCAAACUAUCCUGUGCCAUAUGCAAGAAUGACAAGUCCAAGAAGUACAAAAAAGGUGCCACCUCAGGCUGUGCUCUAGCAUCCUGCAAGAAGACAUUUCACUACUUGUGUGUGGCUAACAACCCCCAGACCAUGGCCAAGAGGUACAGAGUGGCAGCCGGGGACAAAGUCGUCAUUCUCUACAGAGUAUUCUGCUGUCAAAAGCAUGAACAGAAAUACAAAGAAACUCUCAGUGCGGACGACAUUGUUGGCAGAAACCAGUCUAGUGAUGAAGAAGACAACGGUGUAGGCAAAAGCAACUCCAAGAGCUCAGACUCUGAAGAUGAACCGGUCAGCAAAAAGCAGCGAGUCUCGGGCUCGAAGGAUUCUGAUCACGACUCAGAUAAACACAUUGAGACCUACAGCUCGCCCAUGACUGCUGCUGAAGUUAUCACCCACAGCUCGCCCAUGACUGCUGCUGAAGUUAUCACCCAAACACAAGAGCAGUACUCUGAGCUGCUGAGGAAAAAAAAGAAGGAAGACAAGGAAGAAAGUAUCUGCAAGACAUCUAGCAAUGACGAUGAGCUCACAGAGGACUUCAACUCCAGUAAUGAGCCAGUCAUCUCAGCAGGCUCCUCGGAUACUGAAGUAAUCACCAGCACCACCAUGGCUGGAGACAGGUAUAAUGUAGUGAUUCCAAGCAAACUAGAAGGGAUCGAUAUAAAGUCAUUGUGCGCGAAAGCAGGCUGUGUUGAGGAUUCAUAUCUUGUCUGGCCCAGAAAAAAUAUCAGUACUGGCCUGGCUUCUAAACACAUGCCAUAUGUCAUGUUUAACUUGGCCAGUAGGCUAAGCAAGCAAGACAGUGCAGGAAUAAGGAACGUGUUCGAAGAUACAAAUGUUUUUCAAUAUGACUCAAUGAUAUCCAUGCAUUCUUUACUUAUUGGUGACAACAUUUAUAAGCAGCUUUUUAGUCUUUGUGAUAAAGUCAACUGCAAGUAUGAAAGGGAAGUGUGUCGUCUUUUCCCUGACCCUGAUAAUGCAUACUGCUUAAUUCUUACCCUCACAUCAGCUUUCAUUGCACAACAUGAAAUUUGGAGUGCUGUAAAUGUGUUUCGUUGGACUUCCAGCACUGUGUUCUGCCAGCAUCCUCAAAAGAAAUCUCCAUCUACAAGUCCAAAUCAGGAAACUCAAAUUUUAUUGGAAUGGCUGAAGCCUCAGCUGAAAAAGAAGAGCUGUGAGCUCUCUUCAUACCCAGUGGAAACUACUCUGUGCCUCAAUAAGGCUCCUAAAAUUUCACCAGUUGCGAGAGAAAUUGAAUUUCAUCUGCAGACCGCAUCUCAAGGUCUAGCUACAGAUGUUGUGAAGGUGCUGAUUCUGCGCAAAGUUGACCGAAGUAUUGUACAGUUCAAGCCAUACAUGCGUGCAGUUCUUGAGAACUUCCUGACUGAGAAUCGGCAGCAUGAAUGUUUUUGUGUCAUAGAGGUGCUGCCCACAGAUGGAGUGGUGUUCCGCUCCGACGUCGUGCCGGCUUGUGCUCCACAAGGGGGACAACUUAAGGUUGAUGUUUACACUGCUUUCAAUCCCCAGGAAAGGCAACCCUCAUGUAUAGUUGUGCACAAACCUGGACCAUUACCAGAAUAAUCAGUCACUCAGCCGUGCAUGGUGCAGGUGAUGCCAGUACAAGCCUGGUAAAGCCUGUGGCCGAUCCUGAUCUCGAUAAUGGACUGUACCUGGAUGUGGAUGGCACACCUGUCUACUAGAGUCCCCCACACAUACAUUCGACUGCAUUGAAAUAUCGCAACUUUAAAUCAAAUUGCAGUCAUUUUCAAUGUCAUACAGCAUGAUGUCAAAUACAUUUGUUAUUUUUUAAGAUUAUUUGUUCUGAUUUGUCAUUAAAGAUUUUUUUAAUAUUGUGAGGCUUUUAAUUGUUAUAUAUCUCCUUUGAGGGUUAGUAUGUUAAAAGUGUCACAUUAUUGGAACUUAUACUUGAUAACAUUUUGUUUGCAAUGUUAGUACCUUAAAAACUUAUUUCAUGUUUCUUUUAUAGUGAUUGACCAUAUUUUGAAGUAGAGCUGAACUUUGUUACGGUACAUUUAGUUCAACUGAGUUAUAAAUAUAGAUUGUCAAAGUGUACAGCUUGUGAAAAGGAAUGCAUUUUCAAUGAAAGACUAAAUCAUGAAAGAUUUGAUAACAAACUUUACUAAGCGUUUACAUCAAAAACGCUAGGAACUACUUGCCAAAGGAACCAAUGCAAGCAGUUUGACCAAGCAAGCCCAAUUGUGUUUAUUAAAUGUUUAAAAGCAAAAACACAUUACAAGCCUACUUAUAUAAAUCAAUGAAUCUGAUCAAGCCCAAAUCAACAUGAGAAUUUCAGGGCUUAUGCUCAUUUCAAUAUUUGAGAUUCAACAAGAGAAUAACACAUUGAAUUAAUUUUUUGGAAGCAACUUUGACGUAUCAGUAUAUUCAAAUACAAAAAUGUAUCAAACAGUUGUAAAUAUUUCAUGUAUAAUGACAGUUAAGGAAACCUGUCGAGGACAACAUGCUGGUAAUUUGAAUGUAGAUAGUUCAAAAGAACACAGUUCAGCUUCAAUGUGUGUGCAUUCAUGUAUAUAAUUUAAUGUAUGUAAUGAUACUUGUGUUUGUUAAUAACCGUGCAACUGUAAUUAUUAUCCAAAUGCAUAAGGAUACAGAAAUUGUAGGCGUCAUUCUGUCUGUCUGUGUGUGCAUUUGUCAUUCAUAUGUGUGAAACUCUUGCAUUUUGCAUGUUAUUUUCUCCAAACUAUUUCAGCAUUAUAAUAUGCAAGAGCUACAGUCUAUAUUGCUAGGUUAUGAUUUGCAUGAUUUUUUAUGGAGCUAUUGCUAUUUGCUAAGCAUUUUAUAUAACAUCUUCUGUGCAUGCAAUUUUGACAGAGUACCAGUACUGGUAAUUAACUUGAUGUGCUUAAGGGCAUAUUUUCAAUGUUUUUUAUUGUGUUUUUAUGCUCCCCAUAUAUAUAUAUAUAUA